Molecule: messenger RNA, 3082 nt
Organism: Sesamum indicum (sesame)
Lineage: Eukaryota; Viridiplantae; Streptophyta; Magnoliopsida; Lamiales; Pedaliaceae
Product: microtubule-associated protein TORTIFOLIA1
Biological process (GO): circumnutation; unidimensional cell growth; multicellular organism development
Cellular component (GO): cortical microtubule, transverse to long axis
Molecular function (GO): microtubule binding
Source: RefSeq, a predicted model, not a curated record
CACAGAUCUCACUUGUCUUUCAAAUCCAGCUCACGUUUUUUGCUUUCAAUCUGAGUAACCCAUACCCCAUAGAUGGAUUAGCCCAUGAACUUCUUAUACCCUUUUCCCUCAAAAAUCUCCCACUUCUUCAAUUCAAAAACCCCCAUUUUCAUCACAGCAAUCGCAUUCUUCGCUCGCUCUGUUAUCCCCAUUCCGAAAUCUCUACUUUGCAUUAGACUGAGCAACUUCUCAGCAACGCCAUUGCCGGAGAAAAAUCCUGCGCAAAAUGAGCUCGCAAAGAUCUGCCAAGCCCACAAAGCCGCCUAACCAAACAACCCCAUCAAGAUCAUCCUCCGCUUCUUCUUCCUCUUCCGUGUCAUCCCAUUUAGCCAUGAUUGAAUUGAAGCAGCGAAUCCUCACUUCCCUCUCCAAACUCGCCGACCGUGACACGCAUCAGAUCGCUGUAGAAGACCUUGAGAAGAUUAUCCAAUCCCUGUCGAACGACGGCGUCUCCAUGCUCCUCAACUGCCUUUACGACGCUGUCAAUGACCCGAAGCCCGCCGUGAAGAAGGAGGGCAUCCGUCUCCUGGCGGCCCUCUGUGCCGCCCACACUGAUCCUGCCGCCACUCAUCUCACUAAAAUUAUUGCCCACAUUGUCAAGAGGCUCAAGGAUUCCGAUUCCCAGGUUAGGGACGCAUGUCGCGAUGCCAUUGGCUCGCUGGCCGGCCUGUACUUGAAGGGCGGUAAUGGCGGGGACGGAGUUGUUUCGCUCUUUGUGAAGCCCUUGUUUGAGGUGAUGAGUGAGAAUAACAAGAGUGCACAAUGUGGGGCGUCAAUGUGUUUGGCUAAGAUGGUGGAAUGCGCCUCCGACCCACCUCUGGCAACGUUUCAGAAACUUUGUCCGAGGGUUUGCAAAUUUUUGAAUAGUCCAAAUUUCUUCGCGAAGGCUUCUUUGUUGCAAGUUGUGUCGAGCUUGUCUCAGGCAGGAGCAAUUUCACCACAAAAUUUGGAACCAUUACUGCAGCGUAUUCAUGAGUGUCUUGGCAGUUCAGACUGGGCAACUCGAAAGGCUGCUGCUGGCGCAUUAAGUUCCUUGGCUUCGAACUUGAGCAACAUAACCCCAGAAGGAGCUACGCCCACGUUGACUGUGCUUGAGGCCUGUCGGUUUGACAAGAUAAAACCUGUGAGAGAGAGUAUGACAGAGGCAUUGCAGCUCUGGAAGAGAAUUGCAGGGAAAGGAGAUGUAUCAUCUACUGAACAUAAAGCUUCAUCUCAUGAUGGUGAGGCUUCUGAACCUGCUGGUUCAUCUGAUAGAAAGGAUCUUCCUAAUCUUGGUGAGAAAGGAAGUGAAAAAUCAGAGAAGAACUCAUCCAGUGGAUCGUCUCCCACUGAUUCUAAUACGAAAGGCAAUGGAAACAACAUUUCUGAUGAGGCAGUUGGGAUAUUAAGGAAGAAGGUACCACCAGCAUUAACUGACAAAGAAUUGAACCCUGAGUUCUUCCAUAAACUAGAAACAAGAGGUUCAGGUGAUUUGCCUGUAGAAGUGGUUGUCCCUCGCCGAUAUGCUAAUCCUUCACAUUCCCAAAACGAAAAAGACCCAGAGACAAAUGAUACAGAUCCAAGUAGGACUAUGCUAAACGGCCAGGCUCAGGGAUAUGAGAGCAUUAAGAAGGGAACUAUUGGUGAUAGGAUCGAUCCUAAUCAGAGAGAGUUUUCCGGCGUUUAUGCAGAUUUUUCUAGAAAUGAAUCUGAUGGAUUAGUGAAUAACAAAGGAAAUUGGUUGGCUAUUCAGAGGCAACUAUUACAACUGGAGAGGCAACAGGCUCAUCUCAUGAAUAUGUUGCAGGAUUUUAUGGGUGGGUCUCAUGAUAGCAUGGUGACCCUAGAAAGCAGAGUUCGGGGGCUUGAGAGAGUUGUUGAAGACAUGGCCAGAGAUUUGUCAAUAUCAACCGGUAGGAGGGGUGGUAGUUUCAUGGCUGGAUUUGAGGGAUCUUCAAACAGGCCUCUCAGCAAGUACAGUGGCUUCCCUGACUAUUCAGGUGCUAAAUCAGGGAGAGGAAAUGAUGGUCGCAUUCACUUCGGGGAGAGGUUUGCAGCAUUUGAUGGUGUUGCUUCAGGCAUGAGGGGUAGGGGCCCUUCUUGGAGAUCUGACGCAUCAGAUGCUUGGGACUUCCAUCCAUAUUCUAAAAAUGGGCAAAUGGGCUCAAGGAGAACUGCAGGUGCUGGUACUAUGGAUAUUAGGUCCUCUAAAUCAGAUAAUGAGGCUGAUCAGGUAGGAAGCAGGAGAGCUUGGGAAAAAGGAGGUGGACCUGUUAGGUUUGGUGAGGGACCUUCUGCAAGAAGUGUUUGGCAAGCUUCAAAGGAUGAAGCAACCUUGGAAGCUAUUCGAGUAGCUGGUGAAGACAAUGGAGUUGCUCGUAAUGCUCGAGUAGCUAUACCGGAGAUGACAGCUGAAGCAUUAGGAGAUAAUGGAUCAGUACCAGAGCGUGACCCCGUUUGGACUUCUUGGAGCAACGCAAUGGAUGCACUUCAUGUUGGUGAUAUGGAUUCAGCUUUUGCUGAAGUUUUGUCUACUGGGGAUGAUCUCUUGCUUGUAAAACUUAUGGACAAAGCAGGCCCCAUAAUCGAUCAACUGUCAGAUGAAGUAGCUACCGAGGUUUUGCAUGCUGUUUCACAGUUGCUUAUGGAGCAGAAUUUCUUUGAAAUGUGCUUAUAUUGGGUUCAACAGUUGGCAGAUAUAGUUAUGGAAAAUGGCCCUGAUGUCCUGGGAAUUCCUAUGGAAGUAAAAACUGAGAUUUUAGAGAAUUUACACGAAGCUGCUUCUUCAUUAGAACUAACAGAGGAAUGGGACGGAUCCCCUCCAGACCAACUGCUACUGCAGCUGGCAUCAGCCUGGGAAAUUGAUCCGCAACAUCUCGGGAAAUAGCUCUGGAAACAAACUUUUUUGCUUGGUGUGGAGUGGAUAUAUUAGAUAUUUUGUAUCUACAGAUUGAAGGUCAAACCUCUAUGUAAGAACAGUUUACCACAUGUAUACUAUGAUUACAAUAUGACGGGGUGUUGAGUGUUGCAUUAGUCUUCACUCAUAAUAUUGGGAUUCAGAGUU